Molecule: messenger RNA, 2520 nt
Organism: Peronospora matthiolae
Lineage: Eukaryota; Oomycota; Peronosporomycetes; Peronosporales; Peronosporaceae
Source: the annotation of a GenBank genome assembly
AUGGUCGACCCACCGAAGCGGCGCCGCUCUCCGUCGCGUUCACGAUCCACGAGCAAGCGGCCAGCGGUCGACCUCAACGAGCAAGAGCGUCGAGAAGCAGAGCGUAUUUCUGUCAUUGCCAAACGAGCCGAAGAGCGCGCGUCGAAGCGCCAAGCGCCUGCCACGUCAUCGAAUCCAGGGCCUCAAGAUGAAGACGCGCGUGUUGCUGCGGCUGCUACGAGCGGUCGGAAGCUGCCGAUGAAGAUCGGAGGAGCUGUACGUGCUGGAAACGAGUCUCUGGAGGACAAGCCCACGUUUCUAUCGAAGGCGCAGCGACAGAAGUUGGCGCUGGAGCAGCUCGAGAUGAAGCGACAGGAAGUAAAUCGACAGCGGAAGGCGGCAGAAGAAGCUCGACGUCAGUUUCUCCAGCGUCAACGGAGUGAACGAGAGCAGGAGCGGGCUCGAGCAGUGAGGUCUCGAGGCGACUCGAGUCGAGAGGAUCGGACAAGGACUGGCUCGAGAAGUGCGCGGCAUGGAGCGACGUUGACGGAGGGUGCGUCGUCUAGUAAAGACGAGACCAAGUCGACCUUAUUGGAUCCGAGCGAAGCAAAAGCACUGCAAGCGCUGAAAGAUCAGUACUUGGGUAAGACUGUGAAGAAGAAGAAAGUGGUCAAGGCGAGCGAGAAGUUUUCCAAGAUCUUCCAGUUUGAGUGGGAGGCGUCGGAGGAUACGAGUGCUGAUUUGAAUCCGUUGUAUGCAAAGCGCAUGGACGUGAAUCUGCUUUUCGGACGAGGGUAUCGAGCUGGUGUGGACAUGCGGGAACAGCGCAAGAAAAACUCGUUUUUGGAGGAGCUCAGUCAUAAGCGGCACAAGGAACAGCAACUGGCCGACGAAACGGAUGGCAGUUUGACCAGCGAGCAGAUUGCUGCUCGAAAGCACGACCGCGAGCGUGCGCUGCGCAGUAUGCAGUCUCGUAAGCGGGACCGCAUGCAGGAGAUGGCUUCUCAGGAAGCCAAGACGAUGGGCACGCAUUGGUCUGAGAAACCGCUGCAUGAGAUGAAAGAGCGUGACUGGCGUAUUUUUCGAGAGGACUUUGAUAUUACGCUAAAAGGUGGUCGAGCUCCUCAUCCACUGCGCAAAUGGGACGAAGCUGGCGACAUACUUCCCGAUGCCGUGUUCAAAGCGAUUGACGAGAUGGGCUUCAAACGACCGUCGCCAAUUCAGAUGCAAGCUAUUCCUGUCGGUCUACAGAAGCGUGACAUCAUUGGUAUUGCUGAGACGGGUUCGGGCAAAACUGCGGCCUUUGUUAUCCCCAUUAUUGCAUACAUUUACUCGCUCCCGGCUACGAUGGUAGCGCGAACUGGCGAGCAAGGUCCGCUCGCCCUGGUCAUGGCGCCCACGCGCGAGCUGGCGUUGCAGAUUGAGCAGGAAGCCAUCAAAUUGUGCAAGUACACAAGCGUGGGGCUGCCCGAAAAGCUGAGCCUCAUAAAGACGCUAUCAGUUGUCGGUGGACAAAGCAUUGAAGAUCAGGGGUUUCGUCUCCGUGAGGGCGUGGAUAUCAUCAUCGGUACUCCUGGUCGGCUUAUGGACUGUCUGGAAAGUCACUACCUUGUAUUGAACCAGUGUAAUUACGUCGUGCUGGAUGAAGCUGAUCGCAUGAUUGACAUGGGUUUCGAGCCUCAAGUGGUAGCCGUGCUAGAAAAUAUGGGAUCUCUGCUCAAGUCUGAGAAUGAGGAGGAGAUGGAACAACAGCUUACUCUGGCGAAUGGAGCCCAGCCAGGUGGAGAGCUGCAGCACCGCCUCCGUGUUACAACAAUGUUUAGUGCUACAAUGCCUGUCGAGGUAGAGCGGCUGGCUAAGACGUUCUUGCGGCACCCUUCGAUCGUCAAAAUCGGUGACGAGGAUUCCGGCAAGAACAAGCGUAUUGACCAGCGCGUGAUGUUCAUGAACUCGGGCAAGAAGCGCUCAAAGUUGGUAGAAGUGCUACGUGACAUCCUCAGCACGCAGUCAGUACCAAUGCCGCGGUCUCGGAAGGAGAAGGUCGUGGAUGGCGCCAAGAUUAUUGUGUUCGUCAACAUCAAGAAAGAAUGUGAUUCGGUCGCGAAAUUCACUUCCAAUGAAGGCUUCCGCUGCACAAUCUUGCACGGUGGCAAGACGCAGGACCAGCGCGAGGAAAGCCUCAAGAUGUUUCGUGAAGGCUAUUGUGAUGUGCUGGUAGCGACGGACGUGGCUGGACGAGGUCUGGAUAUCCCAGACGUGACUCACGUCGUGAACUUUGAUCUGCCGUCCAAGAUCCAGAACUAUUCGCACCGUAUCGGCCGUACUGGUCGUGCCGGUAAAGAUGGUGUCGCCAUCUCCUUCCUCACAGACGACGAUGAAGAAAUCAUGUUCGAUCUCAAGCAGUAUCUCGUGUCGACGGAGAUGCCUGUGCCAAGCGAGCUCGCUAACCACCCGUCUGCCAAGGCCGCCCCUGGCGCUCGUGACGAAAAGGGCAACGUCAUUGCGCGGUCCAAACGUGACACUGUCAUUUACGCCAAGUAA